CCACGCCCGCCCGCCUGCCCUUGGAGCCGGCCAGCCGGCCGGCAGCCCCCUCGGCGCGGCGCUCUGGGCCCGGCUCCAAGGCCCAUCCCGGGCGAGGGGCGGGGAAGGCGAGCCGCCUGCCUCCGCGAGGGAGGGAGAGAAGUGCCACGACUCCACGCAGCCCGCGGCGCCUCUGCAACCACCGCCGCCGCCGCGUGCCCCCGGGCGCCCCCGCCGCAGGCCAGCAGGCACAGGCACGCACGCCCCGCGCGCAGGUUAAAACAGAAGAGGAAGAAUGGAUUUUUAUGACCCUCAGAUGCUGGGAGUGGUGGUCUUCGGAGGAUUCAUGCUGGUCUCGGCUAUUGGAAUAUUCCUGGUGUCCACCUUUUCCAUGAAAGAGACAUCUUACGAAGAGGCCUUGGCGAAACAGCGCAAGGAGCUGGAGAAAGCCAGCCAGCAGAAGGUGGAGAAGAAGAAGAAAGAAAAACCCAUUGAGAAAAAAGGAAAGGCCAAAAAGAAGGACGAGAAGCCGAAUGGAAGAUUACCUGAGCUGGAUCAAGAUGCAUCUGCUUCUGUUGGUUCGAAGGAUGUGAAUACUGAACUCACUCCCGAUGCUGAGCCGACAGUCUUUGAGUCUCCUGUUGUAGUGCUUUCAGCUCCUCCUGUGGAGAAAGAGAAGCCUGCCUUGUCCCCUGGAGACAAGAAAAAGAAAGAAAAGAAAGGAGCAAAAGUAGAGCAGGCUUCCAGCCUAGCAGUUUCUUCUCUGCCAGCUACUGUCUCUCAAGCUCCGGCUUCUAAAGUGAUUCCCAAGGAGGAACCGGUUGUGGCUGUUCCACCAGUUGGGGUUCAACAGACCUCCCCGUUAACAAAUUCAGAGUCCAUCAAAAAGCCGGAAGUGCCUCAAAACCAAGAGGAACUGAAACAAGAUGUAGCUUCAAAGAAGAAGUCUGUUGCCAAAAAGAAGAAAGAAUCAAUGACUGCCGAUAUUGACUGCGAGCUUUACCUUCCAUUCAAGACUUUGGUCUCCACAAUUAAAAACAUGGUGUUUGGUGAAGGUGAGGCCCAGCAACUGAUAGAGAUUCUGUCGGAGAAGGCUGGAGGUCCUCAGGACAUAUGGCACAUGGCAACUCAGAAGAGCGACCCUGUUGCCGUUCUCAAGCGGCAGCUAGAAGAAAAAGAGAAGCAGCUUGUAAUGGAGCAGGAAAACGCCACUGCUGCCAAAACGAAGUUGAGGGAACUUUCAAAGGACGUUGCUGCCGAGAAGGCAAAGAACCUACUUGUUGAGAACAAGAUGAAGGAACAGCUCUUGACCCAUGAGCAGGAGAUAACUGCUGUGCAGGCCCGCAUGCAGGCGAGUUACCAGGAUCAUGUGACCGAGACCCAGCAGUUACAAGGAAAGAUCCGGACACUUCAGGAACAACUGGAAAAUGGCCCAAAUACCCAGCUGGCUCGUUUGCAGCAAGAAAAUUCCAUCCUCAGAGAUGCUUUGAACCAAGCCACAAGCCAGACAGAGAGCAAGCAAAACGCUGAACUGGCCAAACUGCGCCAAGAAUGCAGCAAACUAAGUAAAGAGCUGACUGAAAAUGGGGAGCUGCUACAGCAGGCGGAGGAACAGAAAAAGGCUCUGGAGAUGAGAAUCACUUCCUACGAAGGCCAAAUCUUUCAGCUCCAGCUAUCCCAGAAAGAACAGGAGUCUCCCCUUCAAAAGAGGUUGGAGGAGAUCAGCGAGGAGCUCUGCAAGUCCCAGGUCAGCUGCAGAAGCUUGCAAGGAGAGCUGGACCAGAUGAAAGAGCAGCAGUCAAAUCUUUCAGAACUUCAGUCUCAAUUGCUUAGCUCCAAAACGGAGCUGGAGAAUAAACUGGAGGAGGUGAACUCUUUGGGGGCAAAAUUGUCAGAAGCCGCCACCAAGAACUUGCAGUCUACGGAGAAGAUUCAGGUGUUGGAAGCUCUUCUGGAGACAAGCAAAGCGAGAGAAGUGGAGAAAGACCAGGAGGUAGCAAGCCAAACAGAAAACAGCCUGCUGCAGUUGAGGCUCCAGGAAUCAAUGGCACAGAUUUCCACACUAGAGAAAGAAACUGCAGAACUGAACAAUACAGUCGAACAGUUGAAAAUAAAAAACAACGACCUUCGGGAGAAGAACUGGGAAGCCAUGGAAGCCGUGACUUCAAUGGAGAAAGCAUACCAAGAGAAACUGCUCUUGUCAACUGGAGCAAAGGAAGCUCUGGAACAGCAGCUUGGAGCGAUUCAGGCGCAAAUCCGACAGGUCCUCUCCUCUCUCUUCCCCCAGGUCGUGUCAGAUGGAGAACAGGCAUAUGAUGAAUGGCUGCCACAAUUUAAGGAAAAGGCUUUAGAAGCACUGCAGCAGCGGAGUACAGCAACAGAACCUGAUCUGGAGCUUUCAUUACGUGAAUCAGAUGAGGCCCGGCACACCCUGCAAGCAGAAUGUGAUCAGUAUAGGACCAUUCUUGCAGAGACGGAAAGGAUGCUCAAAGACUUACAAAAGAGUGUGGAGGAGGAAGAACAGGUGUGGAAAGCCAAGCUUACUGCAUCUGAAGAGGCACUUCAGAAGUCCCAGAAUCAAAUGAAGAGCCUUGAGGAGGAGGUGGAGAAGUUCAAGGUGGAACUCCAGAACACAAGCAAGUUAAAAGAGUACGUAUCCCUUUUGGAAGCACAGCUGGAAAAUCAUUUGGUGACGGCCAACUCAGAAAGUCAAAAUUAUACCAAAAAAGUGGACGAGUUAGAACAGCUCUUAUCUGAAUCGCAAGGACAGCUGGACGCAGCGAAAGCAGAAACACUCAAACUAAGCCAGGAGUUUGCACAGUUAAAACCCCAGCUGGACCAAACAGAAGCAAAUUUACACAGUGAACGUGUUCUGAAAGAGUCCUUGGUGACACAGCUUGAGGAAGCUCAGACUUCAUUGCGCAGUCUGCAGACGGAACUUGAGAAGCUGAGACUCGAAGGGAACGUGACUGCCUCUGCAACGGAGGAUGUUCUGCAACUGCAGGAAAGACUGGAGAAGGAGAAGAAGCUAUCGAAGGACUUGGGAUGUGCAGCUACCAAAUUAAAAGAGCUCUUGCAAGUCACGCAAGAGCAGCUGGCCAAGGAAAGGGAAACCGUAGCGAAAUUGCAGGAGCAGCUCCAAGGAAGGGGAGAAACGGAGGAAAGCGCAAAAGAGGGAACGUCUGUUUGAUGAAUCCGAAACCCGGGAUAUGCUAUUCACCAUACAAAAUGCCUUACACAUUCCUAGACUAUACACAAUUUGCUGUAGACAAAGAAAAAAAGACAUUAGUGACUCAAAUUGUAUUUUCAUAUCUUUAAAGGAAUAAAGGUACAUUCUGCUUCA
Messenger RNA from Sphaerodactylus townsendi, 3322 nucleotides. It is a transcript of the gene RRBP1, whose product is annotated as ribosome binding protein 1. Gene Ontology annotation, cellular component: endoplasmic reticulum membrane. Gene Ontology annotation, biological process: protein transport. The transcript has 23 exons. The record is from RefSeq and is a predicted model, not a curated record. Lineage: Eukaryota; Metazoa; Chordata; Lepidosauria; Squamata; Sphaerodactylidae. The coding region runs from base 275 to 3169 and encodes 964 amino acids.